UAGGGGUCAGGAGGACUUAUGAGAGAGGGGGGUGAGUCGUUAUCCAUCUUUGGAGGCCGGGCCUCACAGGUUAGACAAGAGGGGAUCUCCAGGUAAUCUGAUUGGGCCCGUUCGAUAAGUCAGUCCUCUCUUCUGUUUUAUUUUAUUUAUUUAUUUAUUUAUUCUUUUAAUUUGCUACGGGCCAUUCUCUAAGUCCAAAUGAAUCACCGCUCCGGCUAGGAGUUCUACGUUCUACACUGUGUGAUUUACCGAUUGUUUCUUUCAUCUGAACUAUCUAUGUCCAGUAUUGAGACACGUGCGCAGACAGGGGGAAGAGAGAGAAGGGAGAAAGGUGUUCUGUUUGAGAGUGUGAGGAAGGGCAAGAGCAGUGUUCGUCCAAACGUGAGGAGAGAGCGGACCCCUCUUGAGAGAUCUACUAACACCCCUUCCUCUGGCAUGGCGGACAUCACAUCUGCCCAAUGGCAGGCCAUGCUGGACGCAGCGGAUGAGAACGAGAAACCGUUCUUCCGAAAGCUUUAUGACGAUGCCGUGCAGAGGGAGAGAGAGGUAGAGGCAGCAGCCAGAGCCACAAGCAUUGCUGAUCAGGUGACCCUCCUGCAGGUCCCGAAAGCGAAUGCUGACCGGUUCCAAGAGAGGCUAGCUGCUGCCGUAGCAGCCUUGGUUCGACUGCGGACCUUGGAAGACCUUGAGUCCCGUGUGACAGCACUGGAGCAGUGGAACCAAGAGCUGCAGGCUGAGAUACUCAGCCUCAAACAGUCCCAACUGUCUGCCCCCCGUCCCCCUAACCCUCGACCUGCUAUAGUCCCAGUCUCUCAACCCAACAAAGUCCUCAUGACAAGAGCAAGUGGAACUGUGACGAGCACAAAAACCGGUGCCAGCUCCUCAAGCAGCAGCGCUGGCAGUUUUGCACUAGUUAUAGUUCCAAAUGCAGGAACAUCAACCCAAAACGCCACAGUUCCUACUGGCGUACAGUACAGCGGUCCCGUAGUGGACAAGCGGGCGGCCACUCUGCCGUCCAAGUACGACGUGAAGGGGACAACACCUCUUGGAUUAGUUCCAUGGGCUCAUACGUCGAGGUCAUGACUGUUAUCGUCUGCAGGGAAACAGGCAAAGGGCGUAGAAGAGUCGUCAACACUCUCUACAAUAAGGGAAGCUGAAGCGUCAGUUGCAGGCUCCUCCAAGGAGACUGAAUCAGAUCAACAGCCUGCCCCUGAAGCCCGGAACGACGUUGAAUCCAACGCUGCUGCAGUUAAUGUACUGUACACUGAGCCUUGGGAGGAGUCUAAGGAAGUUGACUUCCACGCUCGCCUGGAACAUUGGCUGCAGCUCAAGCAGCAACGCCGUGUUCAAGGGAGUGUGAAGCUAACCUUCUUUAAACUGCUCAUUAACCGCCGAUACAUCCGCGUGCUGAUUGAUAGUGGUUCAACCACCAAUUUCUUUUCUCCUAACGGGAUUCAUAAGGCGGGCCUGGGAAUGAAGCAAGUGGAAUUGCAGAACCCUUACCGGACCCAGGUGGGCAACCAAGAGGUUGUCACCUCCACACAUGCUGUCAAAGUUGUAAUUGCUGUAAAUUCUCGAUCUGAUUUUCCUUCUCCUGAUGAGGAUGAUCCUCCACCGGAAGUCCCAACGAACAUUCACUGUCUAUUAGAUCGAUUCCCUGAAGUUCUAGCCGAACCUCGUGGAGUUUUCGAGCGUCCGGUCAAACACAAAAUCGAGAUAAUAGAAGGAAGUGUUCCUCCAAAGGGCUGCGUCUACCGUAUGGGACAAGGCGAGUUGGAGGAGUUGAGGAGGCGAAUUGAUGACAUGAUUGACCGUGGAUGGAUUAGGCCUAGUGAGUUUGAGUUCGGUGCACCUAUCCUGUUUGUGCCGAAGAAAGGAGGCAAACUCUGGAUGUGCAUUGACUAUUGUGGCCUAAACCGUAUCACCCGAAAGAAUGCGUAUCGUUUGCCUCGCAUCGAUGAUCUGCUAGAUGCGGCAGGUGGGUGCAAGGUCUUCUCCAAGAUCGACCUCAAGUCUGGUUACCACCAGAUUGAAGUUGAUCCGAGUGACCAGCACAAAACUGCAUUCAAGACAUGCGAUGGGCUGUACGAGUUCAUCGUUAUGCCCUUCGGUCUUACGAAUGCAACAACCACAUUUCAGUGCUUCAUGGACAAGGUUCUCCGCCAUCAGCUGAACAGGUUUGUUGUUGUUUACCUCGAUGACAUCCUGAUUUUCAGCAAGUCCAUGGAAGAGCACGUCAAGCACCUCGAGGAAGUUUUGCAGGUCCUCAAGGAGGCACAACUGCACCUCAACUUAGAGAAAUCUGAGUUUGGAAGGGACAGCGUCAUCUAUCUUGGGCACCGGUUGUCUGCAAAAGGCCUUGAGUCGGAGGCAACCAAGGUUGAGGUCAUACGAAAGUGGCCUCAGCCGGCAAACGUACGCGAACUGCGUUCUUUUCUGGGUUUGGCCUCGUAUUAUCGGAAGUUUGUGCCCAAAUUUUCUGUCAUUGCUCACCCACUAUCAAGACUAACAUGUAAGAAUGUUGCCUAUGCGUGGUGUGAGAAAUGUGAGACUGUGUUCCAAGCCUUGAAAGAGGCAUUGGAAACUGAAGGAGGAUCUGGUCGAACACACCGCCAAGGAUCCGACCUUAGUCCCAUCCUUGAGCAGCUCAAGGCUGACCCUAAUAGUCAACCUGAUUUUCAUGAGUGCGAGGGUCUUGUAUUCCGCCGGUAUGGGAAGUUUGAUCGUUUGUGUGUACCCAACCAUGCGCCUCUCCGGACUCAUUUCUUGGAUUUGGCACAUGGUCGGAGUGGACACUUCGGCUUUGAAAAGACUUAUGGAAGCCUUUUGCAACAGUUUGAUUGGCCGGAAAUGAAAGGAUCUGCUCAGAAAUUUAUUGCUGAAUGUCAGGUUUGUCAAAGGACCAAGGUCCAUAGGCAUAAGCCUUAUGGCCUGUUGAAGCCCCUCCCCAUUCUUGAUGGACCCGGUGAGUCGAUUUCCAUCGACUUCACGGACAUGGGAAAGGUGAGUGAGGCAGAGAAUUCACAAGUCAUGGUCAUCGUAGACCGCUUUUCCAAAAUUUUGAAUUUGAUUCCUUUUCCUCCCCAUGCCCCAACUGAGCUUGUCAUCGAAGAAUUUCAUCAGCAGUAUAUUCUGCAGUUUGGCCACCCGAAAACUAUUGUGAGUGAUCAGGACACCAGAUUCAUUAGCAAAGAUUGGAAGGACUUCACUUCUCAGAUCUACGAUGUUAAACUCAACAAGACUUGUGGUCGACACCCCGAAGACAAUGGAUUGGCUGAGGAAAUCAACCAGACUGUCAUCCAACUACUUCGCGCGCUAAUUGUUCCAGAUCAGAACACGUGGGACAAGGAGUUGCACAAAGUGAAGGGGUUGUGCAACAAUUCCAUUCACUCUGCAACGGGUGUGACACUGAAUCAGCUGCAAUACGGAUGGCAGCUGCGCAAUCCUCUCUCCUAUCUGUUCCUCGAACGGUCACCUGCUCUGAUGCCCGGCAUGCUUGGCUACAAUGCCAAGUAUGCACGCUUGCUCAAAGCUGCUAUCGCAGCAAUGAACAAGCGUCAGCAUGCCAUGAUCAAACAUGCGAAUAAGUUGCGCAAAGAAGCGAACUUCAAAGUAGGGGAUUAUGUCUGAGUCAAAAUGUCCGAGUUUUUUGAUGAAGAGGGCGUAUCACGGAAGCUUCUUCCAUUGUAUUAUGACCCUUGGCACGUUUCGAAGGUGAUUGGGGAUGAUUUUGGUCCUUCAUAUGUGAUUGAUGUGCCUCCUCAUCUGCGCACAUAUCCGGUCUUUCAUGCAUCCAAACUGUUUCCACACAUCGAUAAUGAAACUUUUCCCUUCCCAGAUCCUAUGAUACCUCGUCCUAUCGACGGCGUCCAUGAGAUAAACAAAAUCGUUUCCCAUGA
Messenger RNA from Chara braunii, 3899 nucleotides. The record is from the annotation of a GenBank genome assembly. NCBI's taxonomy places the organism in Eukaryota, Viridiplantae, Streptophyta, Charophyceae, Charales, Characeae.